Messenger RNA from Apis mellifera (honey bee), 12544 nucleotides. RefSeq lists its product as uncharacterized. The record is from RefSeq and is a predicted model, not a curated record. Lineage: Eukaryota; Metazoa; Arthropoda; Insecta; Hymenoptera; Apidae. Gene Ontology annotation, cellular component: membrane; cell cortex. The transcript has 10 exons. Bases 8534 to 12421 code for a protein of 1295 amino acids. Gene Ontology annotation, biological process: imaginal disc-derived wing hair organization; sensory perception of smell. Gene Ontology annotation, molecular function: odorant binding; olfactory receptor activity.
CAUCGGUCGAAACAGGUCGGAGGGCAAAGUUCGAAUAUUAUGAAGUACGGGAUUUAUCUUAGCGCGGCCAUGUCCCAACUCUUCUACAUCUGUUGGUUAGGGAACGAGCUCGGCUACGCGGUAAGAAUCGAUUAAUUAGACGGAUCCAAUUUUUUUUAAUCUUCAAACGAAUGAAAUUUUUAUAAUCGGAUCAAGCGAUAAUAAAGCGAAUUGUGUGAGAAAGGAAGGACGAAUCAUCGUUCGAAUUAUCGUUCGUAGAGCUCGACGUUGGACAAAAAUCAAUGGUUCUCGGGCUGGUGUAACGAACGUUUGACCGGUAUCGGUCAGGUGUUCACGUUGUCCACGGUGUUCACCAGAAAAUCGAUAAUUCUAAGAGCGAGCGUAUUUUACGUUCUGUCCUUGGAGACUUUUAUCGCGGUUCGUGGAUCAGAUAUAUGAUAAUUUUAUUACGCAAAACACAAAAGACCGUCUCAUCCGAACAAUGCGUAUUCACGUUGCAGAUUAUAAAGAGAUCUUACUCGUUUUUCACCUUAUUGAACAACAUGGAUUUAACGGAUCAUUAACAUCGUCGUUUCUGCCGUCUUUAUUGCCGUAUUAACAUACAAGAAGGCCGUGUCUACCCGCAAAGGGGAAUCGAUUAUAAUAUUAAAACUGUUAAAAAACGGUAAACGGAAGCUUUACCCCAACUCUUCUCCACGGGUAUCGCAACUAUAAAAGUAAGAACAUAUAAACCCUAUUUGUUGAAAAAAAAAAGAUUCAUCGAUGUUAAUACAUGCUCUCGACAAUCUGUUCUCUCAUCGCGGAUCGAGGAAUCCUCUUCCGAUAUUGCAAAAUUAUUAAUCGGGUAGAAUUGUUCUAUCCGUUCUGUACGUUAAUGAUAACGUUACAAUAAUAAAUCUAUCCGCAAUUCUCAAACUCUGUCAAUGUUUGAAAGAGAGAAAGAGAGAGAGUGUCAAGAAAUUGAACAAAUUAAUUCUUGAUUCACAUCAAACGGGAGCUGAUCGAAUCCGAUUAAACGAAAGCAUCGAUCGAUUAAUUUAUCAGUAGGCGCGAAUGUAGGCGAUAAAGUAUCGAUAAAGUCACAGCUCGGAUCGUUAAAACGUUCGAGUUAAAACGUAUAUAUAUAUAUAUAUAUAUAUCAUUGGCGGGCAAAGAUGAUGGAAGAAGUUCGACGGGGUAAUUAAACGGCGAACGCCUUUUACCGCCCUCUGCCCAUCCUCUACCCAUCGGUGUGUGAAACACGAGAACGGCUCGUGUCUUACCAGGACUCUCCGCUCCGCGUUUUUUUCAAUCUCCCGUUUGAUCUGACCGAUCACUAUCUCGCCCCUGAUUUAUAGCGCCCCACCCGCCUUCGUAACGCGGCUUCGUUUCAUUUAACCCGGGCUUACAUAAUAAAAUAUCACUCCAACUCCGUUGGCCAACCAUUAAACAGAACGCUGUUCCCGUUUUCACCUCGGAAGGUGACGGUUUCUUCUCGAACAGAUCGUUAAAUUAUUAUCUACUCUAGAGAGAUAUUUCUAAAGGAAAGUCCUUUCCUUCAAUCGUCUCAGAGAUGAUAAGUUUGUCGUAGCGUUGAAAAUUCAGAAGGGACGAUAAAUCGUAGAGUAUAUCUCUUCUUCAUAUUCCUCUUCUUCUUAUUCAUCGACAUAUUUAACAGCCUGCUCGAUAAAUUCUUCUGCAGGAGAGGAGGAGGGCAUUAAAGUUUCAUUUCGGUUCGUAAUUCAAUCGUUUUUCCAAUUCUUACAGGGGGCUCUAAUCUAUCACAGGCCUUUCUUAGGAAAGUAAUUACUCGUAUGUACAAUUGGCUCGAAGUGGAAUACGAUUUUCUGCCUCGUCUCGUAUCGAAAGAUUCGCGUGGCGAGCGAAGAGGAAAGAAGAGGAGGGAGGGAUGUGUCGUUGUUCCCCCGGCCAUUCCACCGGCACUUGCUUCCUAGACAGAUGGUCGGUCCAGCACAUGUUAUCUAACUGUAGGUCCCUUUCAAGCGUCAUUUCUAUGUACGCCGGUAUCGUACGUCGGUUUCCACGGCGAGGCUGUCGCUCUCUCGCCGCGGCGUCCAUUUCUUGCGGUCGUUUCUUUUCUUCUCUUCCCCCCCCCCCCCUCGGCAGUGAACAACGUAUCGUUGAUUCUCGUUCUCGUACUCUUCGCUGGCUGUCGCGGGAAAAAAUCGUGUCGACGAUUUUCUCGAAAAGAAAAGAAAGAAAAGAGAGAGGAACAAUAAAAGAACGAUUAUUCCGAUAUUGGAAGGGAUAUCGAGUUAUCUCGACUCGAAACUGGUUUCUCCAACGUGUUAAUACGUUAUUACGAGCUUUAACCGCGUUACGCGAAAGUAUUAAAAAAGGAAGCAUUUUCUAUGCUUGUAAACGUUCAUUUCCUUUUACGUCUCUCUUCCUCCUCUCCCUUAUCUCGUAGAAAUCGCGUAUACGAUCCGCGAUAAAAAAAGAGGAAAAGGAGAAGGGAUAUGUCUCGCGGAAUGCAAAUAGGAAAAUUCGUUUUAUUGGCCAAUAAUUCGUUUUAUCGCCCACUCUAAUGUGAAUUUAUCGCGAGACAAAUCAAUGCGGCGAACACACGCGCCAAUAAAGAUUUAAAGAAGAAGAAGAAGGAAAAGAAAAUUGGAGAAGAAUCGAGGACGGGGAGGGAUUACGAUCCGUUAGCGUUAAAAAUGAAGCGUGUACCGCGUGUGGUCCCGCCGAUCUCUUUCCACUUAUCGCGCUGAAACUCGGCCCUCCCCCUUCCCCCUCUUCUUGCCGAGGGGACAGCAUAAAUUUUACCGGUGAAAUUUUCGUACGAGUCCUUUCAUCUGAUUCUCCCGAAAAAAAUGAUCCGCUCGCCUGACCCGUGCCUUCAUCCUUCUUCUUCCUCCUCCUCCUCUCUUAACUCUCCUCAGAAACUGGAGUAACAGAUUCCAAAUUCCAAAUUCUCGCUCCUUCUCGUGUCGAAUUCGUAUCGAAUCGAGAAACGGUUGAAGAAAUUUUUGUAUCCAACUUGGAUAAAGAAGAACAGAGGUUUGAUUCGCGGGAACGAAAAUUCAAAUUAGGGGCUAUGAGUCGGGGAGAGAGAGAGAGGAGAGAGAGGAAGAGGUCGAUGACAAGGUAGAAAACUUAAUGGAUUUCGCGAAAGCUGGCUGCGAUUAAUUGGAUCGGUUUAAUGAAUUUUUAUAGGGGCGAACGAAUCGGUCUCUCAUCUUUUCUUUUUUUCCUUUUAAUUCGAUCGAGAAAAAUUAAUAGGCCAUUUUUCUCCGUGGGCGUUCCCUUUCAAGAAGGGGAAGGAUGGGACGGAAAGCGAGAUCGAUCGAUCAUUUCUUCGAUCGUAUCGCCUCGCGGUAUAAUAAACACUCGGACGUUUCGUAAAUGGAGGAAAAGUUGCGGCCCGUCUACUUGUAAAUACUUAAUAAAAAUUUCCAACAUUCGUGGUUCAUUCACGAGGAAGAGGUAUGCGCAUUCGAGAAAUUAUUACAUGCCGUGUAAAAGGAAAAAAAAAAAAGGAGAGAGAGAGAAAAAAAAGGCGCGCUCGCGUGCUCGCCGUGUACCGUACACCGUGCAUCGUGUAAAAAUUUGAAGGCAUCUCGAUCGUAUAAAGUUGCGUAAACGUUGGAAUUCGACUUAUCGGAUAAAAAAAUAAUGGAGACACGCGUGAAAGAAAACUGGACGGAUGUCAAAAAAAAGAAUAAGACAUCCGUGGAAUCCGAGGAUUCGAGGGUUGAUCGAUUCGAGGAAGAAAAGAAUCGAGCGUGAUUUACAAGAUCGAAGAAGAAAAAGAAAAUGGAGCAAAUAUACCCGGUCGCCGUAAUCGUAAAUCUAUUUAAUCUCAGGGAACAAAUUUUUGCAAAUUCCGUUAACGGUACCCGCGUAGCCCUUUCGUCGAUUUCACCCAAACGUCAUUAAUCCCGAAUUUUACGAGUGGAGAAAUAUUCGCGCAUUACUCACUGCGAAAAUUUAAUUUAAUUGGAAAUCGAAUUCAUUAAAAUUCCAAUACUUUGCGCGCGAUCACAAAAUCAUCCCGAUUCCCAUCCAGCUCAUCUCCCCUAUUUGGGCCAAGAUUAUCUUUAAACCGGAAGAGCGUGUACUCGUUAAAAAAAUACCCGAGGGAAAAAGAGAGAUAGAUAGAUAGAAAGAGAGAGAGAGAGAGAGAAGAAGAAGAAGAAGAAAUGCAAAAAAUACAAAAAUACCAAAGAUUACUCUUUAAUUUAAUUUAAUUAAUCGAAUUCAUUAAAAUUCCAAUACUUUGCGCGCGAUCACAAAAUCAUCCAGCUCAUCUUCCCUAUUUGGGCCAAGAUUAUCUUUAAACUGGAAGAGCGUGUACUCGUUAAAAAAAUAUCCGAGGGAAAAAGAGAGAGAGAGAGAGACAGAUAGAUAAAGAGAGAGAGAGAGAAGAAGAAGAAGAAACGCAAAAAAUACAAAAAUACCAAAGAUUACUCUUUAAUUUAAUUUAAUUGAAAAUCGAAUUCAUUAAAAUUCCAAUACUUUGUGCGCGAUCACAAAAUCAUCCCGAUUCCCAUCCAGCUCAUCUCCCUAUUUGGGCCAAGAUUAUCUUUAAACCGGAAGAGCAUAUACUCGUUAAAAAAAUACCCGAGGGAAAAAGAGAGAGAGAGAGAGAAGAAGAAGAAACGCAAAAUACCAAAGAUUACUCUUUAAUUAUCUUCCGGGUGGUCAGGUGAAUAUUCGCUACCCGGCACCCGGAUAAAAACAGCAUCUUUGAUUCUACGGCAAACUGCUCGUCCCGAUGUAACCGUAUAAUCUCUCGAAACGGCCUGUCACGAUUGUGCGCGCGUGUUGCGCCCAUUUCCAAGCUACGCUAUUCGCUUAAAAUACACACGGUAUUCCACUCUAUCCUGAAUCGUGAAUCUCGGGGAAUCUUAAAAAAAGGAAAGGAAAAGAAAAGAAUACGCUUAUUCGAAACACGUUGCCGAACUCUUGUAAAACUCGAUCCAUAUCGGUCGAUAAAUCCCGAAGAAGCAUGGCCUCCCGAAAAUUUUUGCAAUAAAUCUGUCCGCGGGAUCGAAAUCCCUUCCUUCCAGCUGCGAGCAGCCACUCUCGCGUCGGUCAAAAAUUUGUGAAAGGAUACGUAUUCUUAUCCCGGUUACCGUGCCUACGAUUAUUCCACGAGGAAUACAUAACGUGUGUAUAUGUAUAUGUAUAUCGACCGUCUUAUCUCGGAUAUAAAUUAUAAUUUUCGUUGAAAUAUCGGGAGAUGUAAAUCGCCUAAGUUCGACGAGCAAUAAGAGUUAGGCGCGUAACCGGCUGGUAAAAUUCAAUAUUUAUCAUCCGAUGCUUCUUUAGUCUGGCUUCUUUUCUUUCGCCUGGCCGAGAGUAAAGAAUUAUAUAUAGUAGUCGUGCACGCACAAACCUUUUCUCCCCUCUUCUCGCCUCUCAGCAGCUCGCUUGUUGAAACUAAGACUGAUCGUCUAAAGUCGAAUAAAAAGAGAAGAAAAGGAAUCGAUCGAUUUCUACGUCUGACUUUUCUUCUUUUUUCCCAUCUUUUUCUAACAUCUCCUUUUCGUUUUCUUCCAUCAAGUUCGAAAAAUUCCAAAAAUUCGAUUGGUUUUACCGAUUAAGUAUCGUAAAUCGUUAAUUUAUAUCUAUCGAUCUUUGGACGCGAUAUUCCGGUUAAUUAAUUUAGAUUAUUCCCCGGCUAAUUAUCAUAUUAAACUUUUUUUGAUAGUCAUCGUAUACAGUGACCAUAAUAUGCUGAUGUGGAUCUUCAAUUCCAAAUCUAUGUUCGCGCAACGGAUUUUUUUCUUUUUUCUCUUUUUGGAACGUUUCGAUAUGUGGUCUAAUAAAAAAAAAAAAAAAAGGAAUCUUAAAAAUUAUUUUGCGGAAUUCGUUUCUCCACUUUCGUGUCGAACAAGUAUACAACAAGUAUAUAUAAUAAAUGUCCCAUUCGUGACUAUGAUUAUGAUAAUCUGCAAAGUAGAAACUGGGCCUGGUUGCCCGGUUGAGUAGGCACGUGUUCGCCCGUGAACAACGCGGCUGAUCGUGAAAAGCGUCGCAAACCUUGUGUUCCUCUCCACGAGGAGAGUCGUCCCCGUUUCCAGCCUUCUUUUCUAAUACGGAUCGCUAAACAAACCGUCUUUCCACGGAUGAUCGGUGUCCACGACGAGUGGAUCCUCUUCCUAUAUCUUCGAUCGCUCUUUCGAAACUCGAGCUUGUAAAAAGAAAAACUUCGAUCAACAUAACGCAAUUUCUCUUUCCGUUUCUUUCGUUUGAUCCAAGGAAGAUAACACUUUUGACAUUGUUCUCGCGCAGAUGGAUCGUCUCGUUUCUUUUCUUAAGCGAAACGAUUAGAACGAAGAAGGUGAAGGAUAACAACCCGUCCGUCUCUGCCGGUGUUAAACGAGAUACUUACGUCAUGGAUGAAGUGCGCCUUCUCUAGUGUCUUCUCCAAAGGCAAAGAUCGAGAAAAAAAGUCGGAGGCAAGUGGGAGAAAGAAACGAAGGAUGAAGUGUCGAUGAGUGGAUCGCUCAUCUCGCUCCUCCUUCAGUGGGACGAGGAAUUGUGACCGCGGGAGGCCGGGGACAAGUUGCAUCCGUUACUCGCGCGCGCCGUUCGAAACGGAAGUAUCGGUAUGGAAGUGGAAUGGAGGCGUCGCGGUUCAUCGUACGCUUCGUGUUGCAUCGAAGAAGAAUCUGAUUAAUAUUAUUAAAUCGCUUUAUCACUUAUCUUCGUAUUCGCGAAUUUCUCUAUAUUAUAUAUUAUAGGAAGUUGAAUUUUUUAAAGAGAAAAGAAAAUUUAAUUUCGAGAAUUCUUCUUUCUCGAACAAUAUUCGACUGAAAAGAGUCUUUAUUGUCUUUGUUGUCCGCCCGAUCAGGGCCACGAUGCCGCCUUGACAUUACCGUCUCUCCCCCCUCUCCUUUCUCCCGUAAAAAUGACAGUCCAUUCUUCCAGUGUAUACAAAAUAAGUUAUACCGUAGUGCCACGCGCAGGCUGGAUCCUCCUCUCUUUUGGAGCAAGAAUGCCAGCCGAGUGUUUCUCGGCCGGAGUCGAUGACAUCGGCCUGGACGUAGAUCAAUGGCCAAAUGCUAAUAGUUACGUACGUGAUAAACGUUCCUCCCAGUCUUUUCUUCCUCUGUCGUGAUGAUAGAAAGUCGAUGAAAAAUUAAUUCUCCAAAGAAGGAAAAUAGGAUAUGAUGUACACCGUAUCGGGAACGAAAUAGGAAAUUCGAUAUAGGAAAACGAGUGCAGAAUAAAAGAAAGAAGGAAGGAAGGAAGGGCGAAUGUAACGAUUUGCUAAUUUGGCUACGAUUAGCCUAGGCGCGAUAAUCAAAAAAAUAUAAAGACCAGAGGUGUUGAGGGAGGGAAGGGGGAUCUAGCGAUGGAAGCGUGCCUCUAUCGUGAAAAGGGAAUCGAAAUAUAUAUAUAUAUAUUUUUCACGAAGUGACGAAAGUCGAGGAAGAAAACGCGUUCUUAGUCGAUUGAUAAACGGAUAACGAAGCGUUUGUUGGAGGGAUAUCUCGAUCGGAAUCGCGGCGAAUAGAAUCUAAGAGGCGCGAAUAGAUUGGAAAGUUGCGCGAAAGGUUCGAGGCCAUCGCUCGAGGUUGGCGUCAUCUAGCAAGACGAGCAACCGAAAGAGAAAGAAAUUCUCCGAGGGAUCGCGACGCAGGAUCUGAAGAGGGACGAGGAAUCACAGAGGAGGAAAGAAGCAGGUGUGGUGGAAAGGAGACGGAGCAAGAUGGUCGUAGCUCCGCUUGCGCUCUCAGGCACAAACUACUCGACCACCAGCCGGCACGGAUCCGAAACCCUACCUUCUCUCUGCUUGCCUCUGGUUUACAACUCGCCUCGCAGAAUACGUUCACCUUGCGCCCUUGGGCCCACGUGACAACCCUCGAACACCGCUCGUUCGAAUUUCUUUUUCGCCAGAGAGGAAGGAAAGUUCAAGGCUCUGCGCUUCGCUUCGCUUUGAAACGCUUUGGUUCGAGAAGAGAACAGGCCACCUGUUUUUCGUUGUAUUUCGUUGCAACACCUAUCCGAUCAACCACCGCUCUCUCUCUCUCUCUCUCUCUCUCCUCGUCUCCUCGUUCCUUUUCCUCCGCUGUCAUGAGUUCGAAUGAGACGCACAGUUUGCCGGUAUCGAAGCGUCCUGCGAACGAUAGGAUGUGGCUCGAAAGAUCGAUUCUGAGAUUUUGAUCGAGUGACUUGAUCUUUGUUUUCACGACAAUGUGGGGUUAUCCUGUGCGAGGCGAGCUUUCGUAGGAUUCUUUUCCUCGCCGUGGAGUGGCCAUCCCCUUUCUCCUUCGAGUGAACGACGCGUCGUAUAUGGAAAAAUCGAUGGACGAGAUCGAUCCCGGUUCCACGUGAGAAGAGCAUGGACAGAGUUGCGUUGGCAAGGAGAGAAAGAGACAGUGAAGAGGACAGGAAAAUUUUGCGGGGGAGAAGUGGAGAAAGAUCAUGAUUAUCCCGACUGUGUGAUAUCCCGUCUUCUUGACGAACUUCGUGCACGUGCUAUCAUCGAUCUUCAUCGUACCUUGUGGGAUCGAUGGGAUUCACCGCAUGGCUCGUCGAAUUGAAAGUUGAAAUUUAACAGAAUGCAGCGGAGAAGAUGCGUCUUCUAGUCCUCGUCCUCGCGGGCAUCUUGAACGUUCUCGUGUUUGUUGGUUGUCAAGAGCUUUCGGUCAUCAGGCACUCCGAUGGAGACAUUUUCACGUUGGAAGGUUCCUGCACGGAGGCUUGCACGGUGCUCAGCAGCGGAACGGCCAGCCCUUACACGCGUAGCCCUUCGACCGCGGGCCUCGUCCCUCCUAACAACACUUGCACCUGCCAGUGCAACUACGGCCUUCCCACCUUCCGGGAGGAUCUUCACAUCUGCGUGAACGAUAUUCACGAAUGCAACGUUGCUGGUUUCGUGAGCGGCACAGGCCAAGUCGAGAGGGUGCCAUACGUGUUUCUACCUCAACGUGGCCAGAUAAUCUAUCCUCACGCGGAAAUACGCUUCGAAGGUGUGACCACGCCGGUUUGCGGGAUAACUGGGGCUCAGCAAUUGGGACGGGCAGGAUGGUCGGAGUUGAGGAAUCUUUCGGACACCGAGCCACCCUUCAGGCUGUUCCGUGACGAGGGAAGAACGUUUUUACAGUGGAUCGGCGAAACUGGGCUGAGAGAAGCGGCCGAGGGUCGCGUGGUCACAGCGAAACUCGUGUGCAGAGACGCCUCUCAGAAGUCGAAGCUCCCCGGUGUCUUCACCCCCUGCGUGGCCUUCAGGGUGGCUGGUUCACAGUCCAAAACCAACGUUCGAGAGGUGACGUUCUCCUCGACGACGCAACUGUCGCAAGGUCUAUCCGCGACCGAGUACACGGCCAUCGGCCUCUCCUCCGUCAUCCUUGCGCUGAUCUACGUCGCGAGCGUGUCCCUGUACCUGCACAGCAAGAAGGCGAAGCGGAAGAUCGUGGACGAGCCGGAAAUAAGCUUGGCCCCUGGCCGAGAAGUGGGCGGGUUGGUGAAGAGCAACCCUUUGCUCGCUGCUUCCAGACACUUCGAGAGCGAUACGAACAGUGGUUUAACGGAGAGCGAUCUGGGGGAUGAUCUUCCACCGAGCGACGGUGAACAAGGAUUCGAAAAUGUUACCUCGGCUAUUGUUCAUCCCCAUUGCAUUUACAUGGAACAGUCCGAGGCUUGCUUUGGGGCUGGAUCCAUUCUAGGGGAGAGAUUGCCAGAAGAGGAUGUGCGAGUCGUGGAGACGGUGGACAAUCAACAGGAUGUUCCCGUAUUGCCUGGAGCUCAGAGAAGAAAGUUGUACUUCAAUCCCGCUUACUUCGACAGACAAUUGUUGCUCGCGCCUCCUCCAGCAGCUAUCGAAUUUCUUAUAAAAAUUCGGGAGGUCAUCUCCAUAGCGAAGCACAAAAUGGCUGCAAAGAAAUUCGUCCCUAUCCUCGUCGGGAUCCCGGAAGAGGAAACGAACACGGAACAAUGCGACGGGACGACGAGCAAGAAUCAGCAAUCGGCCUCGAAUUCGACUCGAAGCUCCGUCACCAAGUCACGCAAGUCGCAACGAUGCACCGGAUGCCCCGGCUGCACCACGGACGCGCUCAGAGACACGCCUGCGUCCCUCCCUGACCCCGAUCACUUGAACCCGGGCGAGAGUAAGGUCAGGGCAUGGCUGGCGGACGUCAGAUCGACGCCUCAACGUUGGCGAGACGCGGAAGAGGCACGAAAGACCCUUCAAGAGAACACGAGAACGUUCAACAAGAAUUUGGAGUAUUUAAAGGAAUUGGCGAAACGAGAAUUGAACGAGAAUGAGACGAAAGGGAAAAUUCUCUCUUCGUGGAAGGAGAAUUCACGGAUGAUGAUGAGAACGUUUCAAAACGUGGCAAGAAGCGAAAUUCUCGAGACUGAUGAUCGGCACAGCGUGUCGAAACGUUCCACCAAAUCGAUGUUCGAGGAAUCGAAUUAUCAUUCGUUGAGAAACGGGGAUGCUUCGAUCGGUGGGGAUGACGCGAUCAACACCAAAGUGAGGAAAGCCAUCGAAAACUCGUUCGUCAAACAGAUGGAGGAGAACGCCAUUAUGGAGAAAGGGACGGCGGUGAAAGAAGAGAAGAAAGAAGAGAGGAGCACCGCGGUUCUUUCUCGCGGCGAUGAAAAGGAGGAGGGAGGAGUGAUGAGGGAGGAUUCGUUGGGGGAACGAACGAACGAAUCGAGUGAAAAUUCGAAGAAAGAAUUGCCGGAUAUGAUCAACGAGCUUCCGAAUGCUAAAAACACAGCGAAACGUAUCAUGGAUGCCGUUAUACGUGAAAUGGUUGACGCAAAGGUGUUGGUCGAACAUCACUCGAAAUCGGAGAAUAUAGCUGAUUACGAAGUGGAUAGCCUGGAACGGUCGAAAUCCAGCAGGAAAUCGUCCAAUUCGCCAGAUCAAUCCACCGAUCAAUCGAGUCCAGCUUUGUCCACGGCUCUGCCGAUGGACGAAGAAUUGACGAUGCAAAACGCUGUGAUCAAUCCAAGAACCGGGGAGAUGAUGAUAUCGAAUAAAUUGAAUAAAGAUAUUUUCGAAAGGGGGUAUUAUAAUAAUCUACCGGAGCUAAUCUCUUCUCAGAAAUCGGAGAGUUAUUCCCUCGUUAGCGAGGUGUACGUGAACGAUGGCUACGACAGUCCGGCCUGCAGCGACGAUUCCGGGCCAGAGAUUCAAUACGAGCCCGAGAAUCCUGGACAUUUGACCAUUAAGGUACAAGAUUCGCCCAAGAAUUACGUAAAACAGGACGAGUCUGAGUACGAACCGGAUACGUUGGACAGGAAACCGAUGAAGUUGAAAAUUAACGACGCCGCGAGUUACGAAAAAGACGUACCCGAUGAGAUCUACGUCGAUUCUCUGGAAAGGCCUGCUCAAAUCCUUCUCAAAAGCAAGGGUAGCUUUCGCGAAGAUCAAGACUCGGGGAAAAAUGGCCCUUGUCUGCACCGUGGCUACGGAAGCCUUCGAGAGAUCUACGAGGCUAGGCUGAAAUCCAAUUCCAAGGAAUUGAAUAACAGCACCAGAUCGUUGAACGGCCAUUUAGAGGAUUCCGUAUCUUGGAAGAAAUGCAAGUAUUUAACACCCGAAAUAAGACAGUUGAAAAGACAACGACAACCGAGCAACCAACCGGACGUGGUACCAUUACCGCCCACGGAGGACAUCUAUCAGCAUUCGAAACCCCCACGGCGUGUGAAAGAUGCGAAAUUAUCAUCGAACUCUGCGUCAAAAAACGGGUGGGACAGGAGUCCUGCCGAAGCGGGUGACCCUACGACCAGCAACGGUUCUCCUGUCCCCUGUGACCAUUUCCACGUAGGGGCCACUGAUUGUUCUUACUCCGACAAGUCUCAACGACAACAAGCCGAUGAGUCGAUGACAAAAUGCAAGCAUCAAUUGAUAGAUCAAACGGGAAACAAUUGCACGCGAGAAAAGUCAAAGACUAAUUUAUCCGCGUCAUGGUACAACUCUCUCAUUCAAAAGGAUAAAAAGAAAUUUUUCGGCCAAUAUCACAAUGAACAAGAUUUCCAAAGAAAACAUCUGACAAGAGCUUCCAAAAAUAGCGAAUCCAUCAGCAAUUCCACGAAUCAUUUGUUCGGGUAUCAACCGCAACCACGAAUGAAAGUAGAAGAUAGCGGAUAUUUAAGUAGCACGGAUAGUAAUGGGUCGCACAAACAACUGCUGAAACACGAAGUGAGUAGCGUCUCGGAAACUGAUGAAACCGAAUCCGUCUGUGAUGGAGCGAGCGAGAGCGGUGCAGAAAGUGUUGGAACGGACAGUGUUUUCUUUGGAAAUUUUCGCAAACUUUCAAACGUGUCUAAUUUGUUGAAAAAUAAUGAUUCAGGGAUGGAAAUUGAAAUGAAAAACUCUUACAUUCAACCAUUUUGUGCCAAAAAUGAGAAUAGAGGUUUAGAAAGAUCAAAUUUUAGCACCAGCGAUAGCGAGACUGAAAGUUUUAUCACGGUUCUUCCGCCGUGUGGAUCUAGAGAAUCAGUUUAAUUAUGUAUGAUAAGUAAAUAUUAAAAUUAUAUAUAUAUAUUUUUAAUGAAACCUUAAAUUAGAAUGGUACAUUAGAAUAGAUGGUAAUUAUUAUGCCUGUUUAAUGAUCACAAUUAAAAAUUG